AUAACUGUAAUUAAAUAUUUUUGGUAAGACAUAACCCGCAUGAACAGUGAUGUGGGUGGGUGAAUGAGAAUCAGAGUGAAGAGCAACUGUGCAGCUUCCAAACUGCUAGCCAUGGCUAAGAAACGAAGCUACCUUUUCUUCAUCUUCAUCUCUUUCAUGCUCUUUUGUGCCUUUCUUCCUGUUUUCGCUCCUCUUCCUUCUUUGUCAACUCACUUUCCCCUUCAUUCUCAUCUCAACAAGGUUAACAGAAACUUUGAGAUUGCCGACGACAUGUUCUGGAAAGAUGGUGAACCUUUUCAGAUCAUUGGUGGUGAUUUGCAUUAUUUUCGAGUGCAUCCAGAGUACUGGGAAGAUAGACUGUUAAAAGCCAAGGCGUUGGGCUUGAACACCAUUCAAACAUAUGUUCCUUGGAAUCUGCAUGAACCAGAAUCGGGAAAGCUUGUAUUUGAGGGUAUUGCAAACAUUGAAUCAUUUCUCAACCUUUGUCACAAACUUGGUCUCCUUGUGAUGGUUCGACCCGGACCAUAUAUAUGUGCAGAGUGGGAUUGGGGCGGUUUCCCAGGUUGGUUCCAUUCCAUGAACCCAACCCCCAGACCAAGAUCAUCUGAUCCUACUUUUCUUCAACUAGUUGAAAAAUGGUGGAGUAACCUGCUUCCAAAAUUUGUUCCUCUCCUCUAUGGCAAUGGGGGCCCUAUAAUAAUGGUUCAGAUUGAAAAUGAGUAUGGUUCUUAUGGAGAUGACAAAGCAUAUCUCCAUCACCUAGUCACCCUGGCCAGAAGUCAUCUUGGGCAUGAUGUUAUUUUAUACACCACAGAUGGUGGAUCGAGGGAAAAUCUUGAGAAAGGAACUAUUCGUGGGGAUGCUGUCUUUUCAGCUGUUGACUUCACUACUGGUGAUGACCCUUGGCCUAUAUUCAAACUACAAAAGGAGUUCAAUGCCCCAGGAAAAUCACCACCAUUGUCAGCUGAAUUUUACACUGGGUGGCUUACACAUUGGGGAGAGAAAAUUGCCAAGACUGAUUCUGAUUUUACAGCAGCUGCUCUUGAAGAAAUUUUGCGAAAAAAUGGUUCUGCAGUUCUCUAUAUGGCACAUGGUGGGACAAACUUUGGAUUUUAUAAUGGAGCAAAUACUGGCGAAGAUGAUGCUGACUACAAGCCUGAUCUCACUUCAUAUGAUUAUGAUGCACCAAUUAAGGAAGCUGGUGAUAUCGACAAUUCAAAAUACAAUGCUAUUCGAAGGGUUAUAGCCCGAUAUAGCUCAGUACCUCUUCCAGCUGUUCCCUCUAAUAAUGCGAAGACAAGAUAUGGACCAAUUCACUUGCAAAGAAAGGCUUUCUUAUUUGAUAUGUUUGAUUUUGCCAAUUCCACCAAUGUGUUUAAAUCUGAAACUCCAAUGUCAAUGGAGCAUGUGGGUCAGCUGUUUGGUUUCUUAUUGUAUGUCACUGAAUAUAAAGCAAACAGAGGUGGAAGAAUUUUGUUCAUACCAAAGUUGCAUGACAGAGCUCAAGUAUUUAUCUCAUGCCCUUCCAAAGAAAGCAGUGCAAGGCCAACUUAUGUUGGUACAGUUGAAAGAUGGUUGAAAAACAAGCUAAGCAUUCCUGACAUUAAAUGCCAUUCUAACAUCAACUUAUUUAUUCUGGUUGAAAACAUGGGUCGUGUAAAUUAUGGGCCCUUCAUCUUUGAUAGGAAGGGCAUUCUGUCUUCUGUUUAUCUGGACGGGGAAAAAGUACAAGGGUGGAAAAUGUUCCCUAUUCCUUUGCACAACCUGAAUGAAGCGUCAACUUACAAUCGCAUCACUCAGGCCACAUAUUCUGCAUUCAGUGAAAUAUCAUCAUCCCGAGAAAAGUUGAUUUAUAGUUAUGAGAAUACUUCAAAAGAACCUGCUUUUUAUUCUGGCCAGUUCUUAAUUGAUAAAUCAAGUCAGGUCAAGGAUACAUUUCUAUCAUUCAGCAACUGGGGAAAAGGCAUUGUGUUCGUUAAUGACUUCAAUAUAGGAAGAUAUUGGCCGUCGAGAGGACCACAGUGUAACCUCUACGUUCCUGCUCCAGUCCUUAAGCAAGGAACUAACGUUUUGGUAAUACUCGAGUUAGAAUCUCCAGACCCCGAACUUGUUGUACACACAGUUGAUAAGGCAGACUUCACAUGUGGGAUGAGCGUUCAUCAGCUGUAAUAUCAUCUCAUAAAAAUAAGCUUUACCUUUGAAAAUUAAUCCUUCUUCUGUAUGGCUAUCGUUUUUUCGAACCUUGCUAUUAUGCUCGUCUGUGCACAAAUUUUUAAAAAAAUCCUAGUGUUUUAAAAGUUGAGUAAUUACACAAAUUGGUACCUAAAAGUGACACUUUUGGGGGAAUUCGUUGGUCCUCGAAAGUGUUAUUGUCUACAAUUUGAUUCUGGGAUAUGUUAAUUUUUUUAUAUU
Molecule: messenger RNA, 2412 nt
Organism: Abrus precatorius (Indian licorice)
Lineage: Eukaryota; Viridiplantae; Streptophyta; Magnoliopsida; Fabales; Fabaceae
Product: beta-galactosidase 17
Exons: 19
Coding region: 64-2169 (701 amino acids)
Biological process (GO): carbohydrate metabolic process
Cellular component (GO): vacuole
Molecular function (GO): beta-galactosidase activity
Source: RefSeq, a predicted model, not a curated record